Messenger RNA from Engraulis encrasicolus (European anchovy), 4312 nucleotides. RefSeq names its product solute carrier family 8 member 1a (gene slc8a1a). Gene Ontology annotation, molecular function: calcium:sodium antiporter activity. Lineage: Eukaryota; Metazoa; Chordata; Actinopteri; Clupeiformes; Engraulidae. Gene Ontology annotation, cellular component: axon; postsynapse; sarcolemma. Bases 47 to 2932 code for a protein of 961 amino acids. Gene Ontology annotation, biological process: calcium ion import across plasma membrane; sodium ion transmembrane transport; cell communication. The record is from RefSeq and is a predicted model, not a curated record. The transcript has 11 exons.
UAAAACAGGAAGUGACUGGAAAAGGAUAUAUCCGAUCAGCAGCAUAAUGGAUCAACCAUUCGUCCUUAUUUUAACAACUCUGACUUUGGCUUUUUUUGUGCACGAGACACACCCCACGUCCAUCAACGGCACGAGCCACCAUGGACAUUCCGCGACCAAUGGGACUCCUACGUGUGGCGGGAGUACCGAGUGCAAGCCCGGCGUGAUACUUCCCGUAUGGAUGCCCGUGAACCCGCCGUUUGAAGACAUGUUGGCGCGCGCUAUCAUCUACUUCGUGGGGCUGAUGUACAUGUUCCUUGGAGUGUCCAUCAUCGCGGACCGCUUCAUGGCGUCCAUCGAGGUCAUCACCUCGCAAGAGAAAGAGAUCGUCAUCAAGAGACCGGACGGCGAGAUCACCACCACCACGGUUCGCAUCUGGAACGAGACGGUUUCGAACCUGACACUCAUGGCGCUGGGCUCGUCGGCGCCGGAGAUCCUGCUCUCGGUGGUGGAGGUGUGUGGCCACGGCUUCGACGCCGGCGAGCUGGGUCCCAACACCAUCGUGGGCAGCGCCGCCUUCAACAUGUUCGUCAUCAUCGGCCUGUGCGUCUCCGUCAUCCCCGAUGACGACCACCGCAAAGUCAAGCACCUGAGAGUGUUCUUCGUGACGGCGUUCUGGAGCGUGUUUGCGUACACCUGGCUGUACCUGAUCCUGGCGGUGAUCACGCCGGGCGAGGUGGAGGUGUGGGAGGGGCUUCUGACGCUGCUCUUCUUCCCCAUCUGCGUCCUGUUCGCCUGGGUGGCCGACCGCCGCCUACUCAUCUACAAGUACGUCCACAAGCGCUACCGCGUGGGCAAGCGGAAAGGGGUGAUCAUCGAGACCGAGGGCGAGCCAGACCGCCCCGCGAAAGCAGACAUGGAGAUGGACGGGCAGCAGAUGAUGUUGAACUCGCACGCGGACGAGUAUCUGGACGGACUUGAGGACCGAGAGGUGGACGAGGAGGACGUUCGGAUGGAGCUGGCCCGCAUACUGAAGGAGCUGAAGCAGAAGCACCCGGAGAAGGAGAUGGAGCAGCUCAUCGAGCUCGCCAACUACCAGUUCCUCAACCAGCAGCAGAAGAGUCGCGCCUUCUACCGUUGCCAGGCAACCAGGCUCAUGACCGGCGCCGGGAACAUCUUGAAGAAGCACGCGGCCGACCAGGCGAGGAAGGCCAUCGGCCUGCACGAGAUGCGCUCCGUGGUCUCCGACAACGAUCUGUUCUCCAAGAUCUUCUUCGACCCCUGCACCUACCAGUGUCUGGAGAACUGUGGCAAGGUGGCCAUGAAUAUCGUGCGGCGGGGCGGCGACUUGACGAGUACCGUCUCCGUGGACUACUUUACCGAAGACGGCACGGCCAACGCCGGCUCUGACUACCAAUGCACUCAAGGCACCGUCGUCUUCAAGCCCGGCGAGACGGAGAAGGAGAUCCAUAUUGAUAUCAUUGACGACGACAUCUUUGAAGAAGAUGAGCAUUUCUUCGUGCACCUCAGCAACGUGCGGGUGGCUUCGGUGAAUUCCGGGGCCAACCCCCCAGAGGUUCUAGCCUGCCUCGGUCUGCCCUCCACCGCUACCGUCACCAUAUUUGAUGACGACCACGCCGGCAUCUUCACGUUUGAGGACCCCCAGGUGACUAUUAGUGAGAGCGUGGGCAUGAUGGAGGUGAAGGUGGUGCGCUCCUCGGGGGCCCGCGGGGUCGUCGUGGUGCCCUAUAAGACAAUAGAGGGAACAGCCAAAGGGGGCGGCGAAGACUUCGAAGACACCCACGGAGUUCUGGAGUUCGAGAAUGACGAGAUUGUCAAAACUAUUCAGAUCAAUAUAAUCGACGAUGAGGAAUAUGAAAAGAACAAGAACCUUUUCCUGGAACUUGGGGAACCUCAGAUAGUCGAGAUGAGUGAGAAAAAAGCUAUUCUGCUACAUGAGGAUGGUGCCUUUGUGAAGACAGAUAAAAAGCUUUAUGGCAAAGACAUCUACCGGAAAGUUCAGGGUCGAGAUAACGCCGUCCGCUCCACUAUUGUCAACAUAGCAGACAUAAGAGACGACGGCAGUCUGACAAAGAAAGAAGAAGACGAGAGGAGAAUAGCGGAGUUGGGGAGGCCGAUGCUCGGUGAACACGUCAAAAUGGAAGUCAUCAUUGAGGAGUCCUAUGAGUUUAAGAGCACAGUAGAUAAACUGAUCAAGAAGACCAACCUGGCUCUGGUGGUCGGCACCAACAGCUGGAGAGAACAGUUUGUGGAGGCGAUUACUGUGAACGCUGGAGGUGAUGAUGACGACGAUGACGACGAUGGCGCCGGACAGAAGCUGCCGUCGUGUUUCGACUACGUCAUGCACUUCCUGACCAUCUUCUGGAAGGUGUUCUUCGCGCUGGUGCCCCCUACUGACAUCUGGAACGGCUGGGCCUGCUUCGUGGUCUCCAUCUCCAUGAUCGGCCUGCUGACCGCCGUCAUCGGGGACCUGGCCUCACACUUCGGAUGCACCGUGGGCCUCAAGGACUCCGUUACCGCCGUGGUGUUUGUAGCUCUGGGGACCUCGGUACCAGACACGUUUGCCAGCAAAGUGGCGGCCGUGCAGGACCAGUACGCGGACGCGUCCAUCGGCAACGUCACCGGUAGCAACGCGGUCAACGUCUUCCUGGGCAUCGGCGUGGCGUGGUCCAUCGCCGCCAUCUACCACACCAGCAAGGGCAAGAAGUUCCUGGUGGACCCGGGCACGCUGGCCUUCUCCGUCACGCUCUUCACCAUCUUCGCCUUCAUAGCCAUCGGCGUGCUCAUGUACCGCCGCCGGCCGUCCAUCGGGGGCGAGCUGGGGGGGCCGCGCAUCCCCAAGAUACUCACCACCACCCUGUUCUUCAGCCUCUGGCUCAUGUACAUCAUCUUCUCCUCUCUCGAGGCCUACUGCAUCGUCAAGGGCUUCUAAACACCAUAUUUAUACAGAAAUAUAGAAAUGCAUCAUCUUCUAAACAAGAUAUUUAUACAGAAAUAUAGAAAUAUGUCAUCUUCUCCUCCCUCGAGGCCUACUGCAUCGUCAAGGGCUUCUAGAGGCAGUAUCAUAUAGGCUACAACAGAGGUUCCCAACCUUUUUCAACUUGGGGCCCACUCAAAAUUGUCAAAAAUAUUCGGGGCCCACCUCUGACCCAAUUAAGAAUAAAACUCAAAUAAAUCAACAACAACACACACCAAAAUAUGAUUAUUAUUUUUGGAAAAUGAUUUCAAGGCCCACUUGGAAUACCUUCAGGGCCCACCAGUGGGCCCCGGCCCAUAGGUUGGGAAUCACGGGGCUACAAGAUAUUUAUACAAUAUAGAAAUACGGGAAGUGUGUGUAGCAGGGGUGAUGUGGAUGAAAUACGUCGUCUUCUCCUCUCUGGAAGACUACUGCUUCACCUCUAAGAGUGUAUCAUCAUACCGGUGUGACAGGAAUGUUCGGGCAGUGAAAGUUCUAUAGAAUUUUGGGCGCCAUACAAUACAAUUUGGAAUUUUAGAUUAUUAUAGGACACAUUCUUUUUAUAGAAUGUUAAAAAACCGACACUCAGGUUAAAUGCUUUAAAAGGGCAGCAGCAUGGCAGAGACAAAAUCUAUCUCAUGAAGUAUGUUGCUGCAUGUUACAAGAUACAGGACGCAAGAUAUUUAUUGUCAUGUCAUUAAAAAGUUUUCAGCUCCAAAAAAUCUUUAAAAAAAAAAAAAAGCAAAAAGAAAAUGUAGAAAAAGUAGGAAAAACUAAAAAGUAAAAAAUAAACAGCAGGUUGAAAAAGAGAUGAAGAGAGAGGGAGGGGUGGUUCUUAUCUCUGACAUAUUACAAUAUUGUGAAAUAUUGUUGAAUGUUUCUAAAACGGAAGGCCAAAAACAUACAUGCAUAAAUGUGCCACCACUUUUACAUCUGUAAACCAUGUAUCUGUUCAUCAGUAUCAGUAUGAGAACUUGGAAUGCGUGUUUGUCAUUCCCAGUGUUCUAUGGCCCUGCUUUUCAACUUCAGCACCUAGAGGGCCAACUGGUGAAAACAUUUGGGCUGCACGUAAAAUAAGACAGCGCAAAAAAGUCCAGUGAACUACAUUUCCUUUUAAGUUAAUCGCUAGGCUGCAGGAUGUCUUAAAUAAACUGCAUCUGGCCCACAGGCCCCUAUUUGAAUACAAACCAAUUUGGAAAUAUUAGCCUAAUAAACUAGAUAAGUGCUUCUCAGCCUUCAUUUGAAGAAAUGUUCCCCCUCCUCAACCCAAUGUUCCCCCUCCUCAACCCAAUGUUCCCCCUCCUCAACCCAAUGUUCCCCCUCCUCAACCCAAUGUUCCCCCUCCUCAACCCAAUG